This is a messenger RNA of Fulmarus glacialis (Northern fulmar), 436 nucleotides long. It is a transcript of the gene MSRB2, whose product is annotated as methionine sulfoxide reductase B2. Gene Ontology annotation, molecular function: peptide-methionine (R)-S-oxide reductase activity. Gene Ontology annotation, biological process: response to oxidative stress; protein repair. Lineage: Eukaryota; Metazoa; Chordata; Aves; Procellariiformes; Procellariidae. The transcript has 4 exons. The annotation marks the transcript as partial. Gene Ontology annotation, cellular component: cytoplasm. The record is from RefSeq and is a predicted model, not a curated record.
ACACAGGCCCUCUGACUCAACAAGCUGAAGCAACUGUUGCUACAGACUGGAAAAAAAAAUUGACUCCAGAGCAAUUCUAUGUUACAAGAGAAAAAGGAACUGAACCGCCAUUUAGUGGGAUCUAUCUGAAUAACACAGAAUCGGGAAUAUACUACUGCGUGUGCUGCAACGCCCCACUGUUCAGCUCAGAAAAGAAGUACAAUUCUGGGACUGGAUGGCCGUCAUUUUCUGAGGCUUAUGGUACUUGUGGCAGAGAUGAAAGUAAUACCAAUAUCAAGAGACGACUAGAUAACUCAUUGGGAUCAACUAGAACUGAAGUUGUCUGCAAACAGUGUGAUACUCAUCUAGGCCAUGUGUUUGACGAUGGUCCCACACCUUUUGGGCAGAGGUUCUGUAUCAACAGUGUUUCAUUAAACUUCAAACCAGGCUCUAGUCA